AGAAUUAAGAAAAAAGUGGAAUGAAGAAAAAGAAAAGGAAAUUUUCCGACACAAUGGUGCUACGAUCCACGAAGCUGGAGUAGGGCGAACAAGAAGAGGAGGAGGAGAAUUAGGGUUUUGAGGAGAUCCAAUUCGCUCCUCUUCGAUCAUCAAGCUUCGCAGAGAAUUUUGUAGGCAUCUGAAGUUUCGCACUCUGACUAAGCUGAAGUGUAUGUGGAGGUUUGAAAAUGGAUGACAAUGGACAAAGGGAGAGCAGUAGGCACAAGGCUGAUCACUAUAAGACAGCUCAUGCGCAGUGGAUGACGAAUCAGAAUCAGCUGAAGGAAAACAUAAAGAUCAUGGCUCUCGUGGCCGAGCGGGACGAGGCCAUUCGAGAACGCAACAUAGCUCUUGCAGAGAAGAAAGCUGCACAGGCUGAGCGCGACAUGGCAUUCCUCCAGCGCGAUGCUGCGAUCACCGAGCGGAACACUGCCAUCAUCGAGCGCGACAAUGCCCUCUCUGCCCUUCAAUAUGCUCGCGAGAACGGCGUGAAUGGCAACAAUUGUGGGCCCGAAUGCUUCCCUCCUUCCCGUGGAGCAGCAAAGCACCACCACUACCAGCAGCAACCUCAAUAUUCCGAUGGGUAUUACAAUGACCACGAAGCACUCCCCAUGUCGACUGCUCCAGAUGGCGAUGCAGCAAAGUCGUCCCACAAGUCUAAGCGGGGGAGGAACGACCCCACCAAAGUUCAAGCUUCUGCUUCUCCAUCCAAGAAACCGUCGAAGAAGAAGAGUAGAAAGGUCGGAGGCGAGCAUUUCAAUAACAAGCAGGUGACAGUCGCGAGGCUGGGGGCGAAGCACCAUGAGUGGAAAGGUCAGGAUCUGGGGCUGAACCAGGUAGUGUUUGAUGAGUCGACGAUGCCAGUACCCGUUUGCUCCUGCACGGGGAAGUAUCAGCCCUGCUACAAGUGGGGGGACGGCGGGUGGCAGUCGGCCUGCUGCACCACAACGCUGUCCAUGUACCCACUGCCGGUGAUGCCCAACAAAAGGCACGCCCGCGUGGGCGGCCGCAAGAUGAGCGGCAGUGUGUUCAAGAAGCUGAUCAGCCGGCUGGCGGCAGAGGGGUACGAUCUAUCUAUGCCAAUCGACCUCAAAGACCACUGGGCUAAGCAUGGGACGAAUCGGUAUAUCACUAUAAAAUGAUACGGCUCUUGGUUUAGGUUUAUAUUCAGAAUGUGAGGAAGAAGAGGGAGCAAAGUUUCUACUAUGAAUUUCUUUUUCCUCCUGUUGAAUAGUUAAAGCUUUUCAGAGAAGUUGUGUCUCAGUGACCUCUGAAAAGGUAAACUUUGUAGUGCUGGUUAAUUUUUUGGGAAAAUGGGUAGCAUCUAUGCCCUAAGUUGUGCAUAUUUUACAUUUCAAGUGAUGAAAAUUAGUGGCUCAAAUGAUACUUCUGCAUCAUCAGGAAAUAACUGAGUUGAUUUUGCCGUCUGGGAAGUGGGUGUUCUAGGAUUCCAUGGAGUAGACCAGUCACUGAGAUGCGAUUGGUUAUAAUCAGAGGUGCCAUGUUUAGUUAUUUACUUAUUAGAGAUUGUUUGGUAACAUUUAGGGGGCCGUUUCAUUGAAUGUAAAUAGUGUGUAAUUAGAAAUGCAUGCAGUAAUUAUAAUUA
Molecule: messenger RNA, 1645 nt
Organism: Ananas comosus (pineapple)
Lineage: Eukaryota; Viridiplantae; Streptophyta; Magnoliopsida; Poales; Bromeliaceae
Product: barley B recombinant-like protein D
Exons: 3
Coding region: 228-1181 (317 amino acids)
Biological process (GO): response to ethylene
Cellular component (GO): nucleus
Molecular function (GO): DNA-binding transcription factor activity; sequence-specific DNA binding
Source: RefSeq, a predicted model, not a curated record